GAUAACAAAAACAAACGAUUAAAAUACGACUUGUUUACCUUUGGAACACAUUACCGUAUAAUACUGUAGUGGAUCAAGGACUGACUGUUGUGUUUUCUAUGAGUCGCUCUUUGUAAAACUCAAGAUGGGAAAAGGUUUUAAUGAUUAUAUGGCCAAAAAGUUUUUUCUUCCGUCAAAUAAAGAAAACCAGAAACGUAAAUGGAUUGCAGAACAGAAAACAACAUUUGAAAAGAAACAGCUAGAGGACUUGCUAGCGCAGUAUAAAAAAGAACAGGAUGUCCUGAGCAACAGAGCCCUCCUUGGAGAUGAAAAGGCCAAGCUUCGACUGAGCAUCUUGUAUGAUGCACCACCCGGUCUGAAGAAAAACGAGGCUGCCAAGAAGGGCUGUCCACCUGUCUCUGUUCUGGGCGAUCUUCUCUACCUUCAGCCAGCUGUGCCCCAUAUGCCCGAGAUCUGCCUGCAGUUGAUUGGUCAGUAUAAUUUAGAGUCUGAGCGUCAGCAACAAGAAGUGAAGUUUGAGUGGCAGAGAAAGUACAACGCUCCCCGUGAGGCAUAUGCGAAGGAUGAUGACACUAUCAGGGACCAGCCGUUUGGUAUUGAGGUAAAAAACGUGCGCUGCAUCAAGUGUCGACAGUGGGGUCACGUGAACACUGACAAAAUCUGUCCUCUCUACAGCAGGAACUUGACAGCAGAACCAGAAAUGCCGGAGACCAGCAGCUCUAGUAUACUGGAUGGCCUACGUGAAGAUGGCUUUGCCAUCAAGGACAGUGUGUUGGGACGUAUGAUGGGGUCAGAGCCAGAAAGACAUCACAAGAUCUAGGCUCAAGAAGAUGAGGAGGAUCCAGAAGUGAAGUUCUUCAAGUCCCUUUCACUCAAACAGAAGAAGAAACUGUUGAAGAAGCUGAACAAGCUUCAGUCUUCCUCUGAUAAAGAGAAGAAAAAGAAGAACAAGAAAGGGAAAUCACAGUCUUACAGCAGCGACUCUUCAGAUGGUCGCCGGUACGAAAGGCCACAUUUCACAAAGUGAAGAAGUCGCAACGGUCGUCUUACCAACACAAGAAGAGAGAGGGAAGGGACUCAGAGGAAGAGGACGAGGAGUUGAAGAGAAAGCAAA
Molecule: messenger RNA, 1114 nt
Organism: Aplysia californica (California sea hare)
Lineage: Eukaryota; Metazoa; Mollusca; Gastropoda; Aplysiida; Aplysiidae
Product: corepressor interacting with RBPJ 1
Exons: 10
Coding region: 125-820 (231 amino acids)
Biological process (GO): negative regulation of DNA-templated transcription
Cellular component (GO): nucleus
Molecular function (GO): transcription corepressor activity
Source: RefSeq, a predicted model, not a curated record